UUUGACCAAGAACUUAAGAAGCGUUGCUCAACAAUUUCAUUCCUUUUGUUUCACUGUUAAUCUUCCUUCUUAAUUUUGCAAACAUUUUACGCAGUUUAUCUUCACCUUAGCUCUGCUGCUUUGAAAAAUGGUUUUUCGUUGUAGAGGAUUCUCUCAUAACGUACUAGAGCAGGGCCCCUGCGGAGUCAAAAACAGAAACCCACCUAAGGCUGAGAUGAAAGAUAGAGAUAAGAAAAAGGGUACUGAAACAAAAUUGAAGAAGCGAAUACUGCUGCAAGAUGAGAAUGAUAUGUCGGAUGAGGAAAGGAAAGAGAGUAUAAUUGUUCUGAAGAUGAAAUUAUGCUGUGAUUCUAGCAAUAAAAAACUCAACAAGUUAUUGAAGGUCAAGGGUUUAGAAAUGCUGUCCAUGGAUGUAGAGAGAGAUUUAGUCGUGGUAAAGGGCGCAAUGGAAGUUACAGAAUUCAUAUCUUAUAUCCAAAACAAACUCAAGAAGGACAUUGAGGUGGUGAAUAAUGCAGCAGUCAUGUUUCCCAUCAAGACAGAAAAUGGUGCUACCUGUAUUAAAGAUGAACUCACAGGUAGAGACAGGAAAAUAAUCAAGGAUGAUGGUGCUAUGGUAAAGAGUACAAUGGUGUUCUUGAAGAUCAGAUUGCAUUGUGAUCAUUGCAUUCAAAAAAUCCGGAGACUCAUUCUGAGGAUCAAAGAACCCGCAGGAGUGGAGAGGGUAUCGAUAAGCGCAGGUGAAAAUCUAGUAGUGGUGGAAGGCACCAUGAAUGUGGAAAAAUUGACACCUUAUUUGAAAGAGAAAAUCAAAAGAAGCGUGGAGAUUGUUCCCAUUAAAAAAGAAAAUAGCAAGGAAGACAAAGAAUUUUAAUUUAGAAGAUGAAGAGCAUUGCAAUUGGAGAGGAGCAGAGUAAUGUAGAAAAGAUUUUGGCUCAAGUUUCAUGUAUAAAUAAAAAUUCCAGCUAAAGCUUUUUUAUAAAGAUUUUAUUUUUGAUU
Messenger RNA from Pistacia vera, 999 nucleotides. Its product is annotated as heavy metal-associated isoprenylated plant protein 6-like. The transcript has 8 exons. Gene Ontology annotation, molecular function: metal ion binding. The coding region runs from base 128 to 874 and encodes 248 amino acids. The record is from RefSeq and is a predicted model, not a curated record. NCBI's taxonomy places the organism in Eukaryota, Viridiplantae, Streptophyta, Magnoliopsida, Sapindales, Anacardiaceae.